AUUUGGCCGCAGCUGUAACCCCUCUAGCUAGAACCUCUGCUGCUUGCUUACUGCUUGGGAAGAAGGCGGGCGAAUUUGAAACCAGCGCAGAUUCGUUUAUAUCGAUGAGACAAUAUUUUGCGUUUCUACGUUGAUAUUAUCUUAUAUGACACUGUGGAAUCUUACUGGCUAGCAUCAGUUUCCCAUAGUUUCUCGAUCUGUGUCGUUUUGCAAAAUGAGCAACAAAACCCCACGAUCGACUUCGAGGGAAAGCAUCGAUCCUACCAGAAAGUCAAAUGGAGGGAGUCCCCCAAGAAGGAGGUCUUCUAGGUUGUCAGCAAAUGAUGAAAAUCUUACCUCUAAAGUUGUGGCGCCGCCAGUAGCUGUAAAAAGAUCAAUUUGUGUAAGAAAAAUUGCACCCAGGAAAACGCAGGCAUCAUCUGAAAGUAACAAGGAAAAUGCGGAAAAAUUGUUGGAAAUGUCAGUAAAGAAGUCCAAAACCUUGACACCAGCUCCAGACACAUCAACUGCACGCAAGACAACAAUCUUAUCUCCGAUUUUGCCUCCUUCAUCUCCGUCAUCUCAGCUCAAAGAAUCCGAGCAGGACCUUGUUUGGUCUCAGAGAGUUCGACGUUCCUACAGCCAGCUGAGUGUGGGGGACAAGUCCUUCGAAAGCCCUAAAUCCCAUCCCGCCUCUUCUUCUUCUUCUCCCAACAGCCGGGAGAACCUGUUUGGGUUUGAAAGGCUUCAGACGCCAGAGGUGAUGCAUAAAAAAGAACGGUCCAGGGUAGCACUUCAGAGCUCCAUGUCAUUCAGUAUGGGUUCCUUUAACAUCUCUGCUGCUGAUGAUAGCGCUACCAACCCUCCAGAAGUAGAUACGAACAUCCCUGGCGUCUGUAUGGUGAAAAAGACCAAGCGGAAGCGGGUCCAACAGAUAAAGAUGUCAGAGUUGGAUGAUCUUGCCGCACAAAUGAAUGCAGAGUUUGAAGAGGCUGAAAAGUUUGAACUUGUGACGGAAUGACGUUUUUCAGGAGCUCCAUUCAUUCAGGAUAUUUUGUACACAACAUCCUUGUGAACAUAUGGCUUGUUUAUUGUUCAGUACUUCUUAAGACUUUUUCUGUAUGCAAAAUCUUGAGUAAUUAAAAUGUGUUAUGUUCUUAGGACAUCAAGCAAAACAGUUUUAUUGUUCUUGAAAAGUACAAGAUCAUUUUAAAACACAGUGAAAUUGUGUUAACAUUUAAGGUAUUUUUGUUUAUUGUUUUUCAUACUUAAUGGAUCAGUAGGUAUG
Messenger RNA from Misgurnus anguillicaudatus (oriental weatherfish), 1267 nucleotides. RefSeq names its product cell division cycle associated 5 (gene cdca5). Lineage: Eukaryota; Metazoa; Chordata; Actinopteri; Cypriniformes; Cobitidae. The record is from RefSeq and is a predicted model, not a curated record. Gene Ontology annotation, biological process: double-strand break repair; positive regulation of exit from mitosis; mitotic metaphase chromosome alignment. Gene Ontology annotation, cellular component: nucleus.